AUGGACGACUCCUUCAUUGGAUUGACUGGAGGUGAGAUCUUCCACGAGAUGAUGUUGAGACACAACGUCGACACUGUUUUUGGCUAUGCUGGUGGUGCUAUCUUGCCAGUUUUCGACGCCAUCUACAACUCCGACAAAUUCAAGUUUGUCUUGCCUAGACACGAGCAAGGUGCUGGUCACAUGGCUGAGGGCUACGCUAGAGUGACUGCUAAACCUGGUGUUGUCUUGGUCACCUCGGGUCCUGGUGCCACCAACGUUGUCACUGCCAUGCAAGAUGCCCUUAUGGACGGUGUGCCUUUGGUCGUCUUCACUGGUCAAGUGCCUACGACGUCCAUUGGUACGGAUUCUUUCCAGGAAGCCGAUGUGAUUGGUAUUUCCAGACCAUGCACGAAAUGGAACGUUAUGGUCAAGAACGUGGCCGAGUUGCCUAAGCGUAUCAACGAGGCUUUCGAGAUUGCUACUACUGGCCGUCCCGGUCCUGUCUUGGUGGAUCUUCCCAAGGAUGUUACUGCCUCUAUUCUCAGAGAGGCCAUCCCUAUCAACACCACCUUGCCACUGAACGCUCUUUCUCAGAUCACCAAGCGUUUCACCACCAAGUUCACCACUGAGGCCAUUGAGCGUGCUGCUUCCUUGUUGAACAACGCCAAAAAGCCCAUUCUUUAUGUUGGCGCAGGUGUCUUGAACCACGAGAAGGGUCCUCAGUUGUUGAAGGAGCUCUCUGACAAGGCCACCAUCCCAGUCACCACCACUAUCCAGGGUUUGGGUGCUUUUGACCAGAGAGACGAGAAGUCUCUUGAUUUCUUGGGUAUGCACGGUUCUGCUGCUGCCAACACUGCUAUGCAAAAUGCUGACUUGAUCAUCGCUCUUGGUGCCCGUUUUGACGACAGAGUGACCGGUGUGGUCUCGAAGUUUGCCCCUGCCGCCAGAUUAGCUGCCCAGGAAGGCAGAGGUGGUAUCAUUCACUUUGAGAUCAGCCCUAAGAACAUCAACAAGGUUGUGGAGGCCACUGAAGCCAUUGAAGGUGAUGUUACCCGUAACCUUGCCACCUUCUUGCCAUUGGUGAAGGAGGUGCCCGAGAGAAAAGACUGGAUGGGCCAGGUGCUCAAGUGGAAGGAACAAUACCCAUACUCAUACAUGAAGGAGACUCCUGGUUCUCUUAUCAAGCCUCAGACAUUGAUCCGUGAGAUCAGCGACCAGACGCAAAAUUACGAUAAGGAGGUUAUUGUCACCACCGGUGUGGGCCAGCAUCAGAUGUGGGCUGCCCAGCACUUUGAGUGGACGAAACCCCGUACUUUCGUCACCUCUGGUGGUUUGGGAACCAUGGGUUUUGGUCUCCCUUCUGCCAUUGGUGCCCAGAUCGGCAAGCCCGACGCCAUUGUCAUUGACAUUGACGGUGAUGCAUCUUUCAACAUGACACUUAUGGAGCUUUCUUCUGCUGUCCAGGCCGGUGCCCCAGUGAAGAUUUGUGUGUUGAACAACGAAGAGCAAGGUAUGGUGACGCAAUGGCAGUCGCUCUUCUACGAACACAGAUACUCCCACACACACCAGCUGAAUCCAAACUUCAUGAAGUUGGCUGAGGCCAUGGGUGUCACUGGUAUCCGUCUCGAAAAACAGGAGGACAUGGCCGCCAAGGUGAAGGAAUUCUUGGACUGCAAGACGCCAGUUUUGUUGGAGGUGAUUGUCGAGAAGAAGGUGCCUGUUUUGCCCAUGGUGCCUGGUGGUAAGGCUUUGCACGAGUUCAUUGUGUACGACGAAGAGGUGGAGAGACAAGAGAAGGAGUUGAGAAGGGAGAGAACCGGCGGUUUGCACUAA
Messenger RNA from Candidozyma duobushaemuli, 1812 nucleotides. It is a transcript of the gene ILV2, whose product is annotated as acetolactate synthase catalytic subunit. Gene Ontology annotation, biological process: L-valine biosynthetic process. NCBI's taxonomy places the organism in Eukaryota, Fungi, Ascomycota, Pichiomycetes, Serinales, Metschnikowiaceae. The record is from RefSeq and is a predicted model, not a curated record. The coding region runs from base 1 to 1812 and encodes 603 amino acids. The transcript has a single exon. Gene Ontology annotation, molecular function: thiamine pyrophosphate binding; magnesium ion binding; flavin adenine dinucleotide binding. Gene Ontology annotation, cellular component: acetolactate synthase complex; mitochondrion.